UAUUUUCUGCAGCUGCUUUGGAAAAUAGGAACUGUCAUCCUGAUUUGCCUGAAGACUUGACCUGUCACCUAUAAAAGUCCGGAGAUGCGUUGUUAGCAAACCCAAGUGUUAUGAUGGUGGAGGAAAGUUUGCUUGUCUUCAUGUCCUUGGCCCUCAUCAUGGUGGCCACUCCAGCAAAUGUGACCUUCAGCUGCUUCAAGGACACCAUGAGCUAUUUGUCUGAUCUGAACAGUGAUGUACCCAAAGCCUAUGCCCUGAUGAUGUACGAUGCAGUGGGAAAACCAGGAAGCAGCUUACUGACGGGAAAUGUGGACAGACUGGGGUCGUAUAGUGAGUGCCUCUCGGUAGAAGAUCCUCAAGAAAACUUCAAGGGGGAAUACUGCAAACUGCAUGUGGAGCAGGAAGGAAUAAAGUUUGUGGUUGGGAUAUGUGUUCCUGAUUCUUGCACUAGCCAAGACAUCACCUUAUUGACCUCUAUAGGCCUGUUCAGAUAUAAGAAUGCGCCGUUCCUGGCCCCUCUGCCCUCCUUCAUCAUCCCGAAUGAAACUGCUGUCACCGUGGCCAAUACAGUCUGCUCCCGAGGCCUCUUCCCAACCAAUCCAUUCGCCAUUAUUUGCCUAUUCCUCAGUGGACUGCUGAUCAUCUUGCCAAUAAUUGGAUCCAUUUACACUGCGGUUCUUCACUUCAGAGACUCGCCACCAUUAGCCCAGUGUCAGAGCAUCAUUCUGCUCAGGAAACCGAGAGCUCCGGACCAAGAUAAUCCGGCCAUCAAAUCUCCUUCCCCCCCGGAGGAGGACUACAGCAAUCACAAGACACCAACUUGUUUAGGUCGUGUUCUGAAGAGCUUUUCAAUACAAGAAAAUAUCCAGGCUGUGAUGACUGUCAACACCCCAAGUCAAGAAUAUCCAACCCUCAACGGGAUCCGAGUCCUCAGCUUGUUGUGGAUCAUUUCUGGGCACACCAGUCAGUUGGCCAGUGUCUUUAAUAUUGAUAAUUCCUUUGAAUGGAAAUCACGAGUGUUAGAAAAGCCAAUAUAUUUCUACACACUGAGCGGUCCGGUGUACCUGGGUGUCGAUUCCUUCUUCUUCUUAAGCGGAUUUCUGGGUGCCAAAACAUUCCUAAAGAUGAUUGAAGAUUCUGAAAAAAAGGUGACUCUGACUAUGGUUAUGCAGUAUAUCUUCAAAAGGUUAAAGAGGAUACAGCCUCUCCACCUUGCUUCCAUCCCACUCUCUAUUGCUCUUAUCUCGUUGGUUCAGUGGGGCGUAUUCUGGGAACUACCCAAGCAUCAGUGGGACAGCUGUAACCGCGUGUGGUGGGCGAACGUUUUACUGAUUACCAAUUUUGUGUCCGUUUCAGAUUCUUGCACCGGCUGGGCCUGGUACCUCUCAAAUGAUUUCCAGUUCCAUCUCACAACCCCUCUUCUCAUUUUUCUGUAUGUCAAAGCUAAAUAUGUUAUGUUUGCUGGAGUGGUGCUGAUAUUUAUCGCAUCUACUGUUAUCACCACCUUGAUUUCCUUCUUUUUAAAACUUUCCAUCCGUUAUCCAAGAGGUGAAAGCCAGUCCCGCAUGAAUUACUGGGUGGAGUAUUACACCAAACCUUACUGUCGAUAUGGCCCCUUUUUGGUUGGUGUAGUGACUGGCAUUAUGAUUGCCAAAAAGCAGUACAUUACAAACAAGGCUCAGGCGGUUGUCGGAUGGAUAUCUGCAUUGCUCAUCAUGCUCCUGGUGAUAUGUCUUGCUUUCAUUCUGGAUGAUACUCCUACAUCUUACUCCAUCCUGGCCGCCCUUUACCAAGGCAUCCAUAGGACUUUGUGGGCAGUCGCUAUUGCCAUGAUCCUUGUUCUGUGUCAUGAAGGAUAUGGAGGCCUCCUAAAUACAAUCCUGUCAUGUAAAAUAUGGAACAUAUUAUCGAAGGUCAGUUACGCAUGUUACCUGGCACAUCCAAUUAUUAUAAUCUUCUACUGUGGACUGCAGGAGACGCUAUUCCACUACCAGGACAUCAACAUGUUCUACCUGUUCAUCGGACACUCCUUAUUGACGAUCGCCAUUGGCCUGGCUCUUACAAUACUGCUUGAAAGGCCAUUUCAAAGAUUGCUCUGUACUUAGCACUGAUUAUUUUCCCAAUUUAACAAAGAACACCAUGACUCAAUGACUCAACUCCGACUUCGUGGACCUGAAGCAAAGCGUGGACAUACAUAACCUGAAAUGCUUUACCUGCAGGGAUCAUACUUUGAUAAAGACUCAUACCAAGCCCUCAAGGAUUUCAGGAGACCAAGCACUGAAGACUUUAUGUGGGAUAUUCAAACCUCAGCUAUCAAGUACAGAAGAAUGGUUUAUGGAAUAUACAGUAUCAAUGUUAUUUGUAUUUUAAAGAGACCCUGUUGUUGGACUUAGAAAAGACAAAAUCUCAAUUUUUAUUUGGAAAAAAAGUAGAAAAUUGAGUACGGUUACAAUCACGUCAAGUUGGAAAAAAAGAAAAGACAAAAUCACCUUUAGCUGUGACUAAUAAUUACUUGUUAUGAUUUCCUUUAUUCUUGCAGUUAUCUGAUUUUAGUAGUUUGGAGUUUGAACACACAUCGCUACCAGGGAUGAAGCUUGGCAUCCAUUCAUUAAAGCAGAGAUCCUGGCUCUCUGGUGCUUUGCCCAAAAAACGGACACAGUGAGGCUCUUAUUGUGGUUCUUUUUGAGAUCAAUUCUAGUAUUUUUAUCAACUAUUUGUGUUCUUCUCUGUCAAUGUAAUUAAACAAAGGUGCAAUUGUU
This is a messenger RNA of Rana temporaria (common frog), 2759 nucleotides long. RefSeq names its product O-acyltransferase like protein-like. Gene Ontology annotation, molecular function: acyltransferase activity, transferring groups other than amino-acyl groups. The transcript has 15 exons. Bases 111 to 2105 code for a protein of 664 amino acids. The record is from RefSeq and is a predicted model, not a curated record. Lineage: Eukaryota; Metazoa; Chordata; Amphibia; Anura; Ranidae.